Molecule: messenger RNA, 5425 nt
Organism: Brienomyrus brachyistius
Lineage: Eukaryota; Metazoa; Chordata; Actinopteri; Osteoglossiformes; Mormyridae
Product: ATP-binding cassette sub-family B member 6-like
Exons: 20
Coding region: 261-2807 (848 amino acids)
Biological process (GO): heme transport; transmembrane transport
Cellular component (GO): membrane
Molecular function (GO): ATP hydrolysis activity; ATP binding; ABC-type heme transporter activity
Source: RefSeq, a predicted model, not a curated record
GCUUCUUUCAGUGACGUAUUCAGUCCGCACCUAGUCGAAUGCCGAGUCACUGAUCGGCCCGUACGCGGUAGUUUAAGAAGGACGUAUAUCGUCUAUUUCUCUUAAUAUGUGUAUGUAUCGAUCGCUUGAAUAUUGUUUUUCUGUCCUGUUCAUCUACAACCUUAAAUUCUCGCUGACUUUCUACCGUUGUUAAGCAGCCGUAACCUUGGUGUCCUGUGAAACAACCUGUGUCUUGGGAAAGAGGCGAAGGUUCCUCAGUCAUGGCAGUUUUAGGGAAUUACUGCAACCCCAGCACCUCGCUUGCACAGGCCUGGGUGCAGGGCGGCUUCUCCCCCUGCUUCUACGCCACCUUGGUCCCUACCGUGCUCCUCACCUUCUCAUUGUUCUUUGGGACAUUCCAUUGGGUUUGUUACCAGCACUAUGGCACAAUGAUGGAGCCCAAGUUUGUGCCACGCUCACGCCUUUUCAGACUGCAGCAGGGCUUUUCCGUGCUGCUCUUGCUCCAGUUCCUGGUGGGCAUGAUCUGGAGGGCAGUACAGGGCACGGAGCUUCAUGGCUAUGUGUUGGUUUAUGGCUGCCUCUCUGCACUGGGCUGGGCUUGUGCUAUUGCCCUGCUGCACUUGGAGCGCCGGCGGGUUCUGGUUCAAGACCGAACUCGAGGACACAGCACAGUUCUUCUGCUCUUCUGGGCCCUAGCCUUCUCGGCGGAGAACCUCGUUUUUGUCUCUUGGUACAGCCCCCUCUGGUGGUGGGGUCUUGAAUCUACAGAUCAGCAGGUGGAAUUUGCACUCUGGAUGGUCCGUUAUCUUGGCACAGGGGCACUGUUUCUCCUGGGCUUGAAGGCUCCAGGUUUACCAAAGCGACCAUAUAUGCUUCUCAUCAACGAGGAUGAACGUGACCUAGAACAUGGACAGCCGCUUUUAGGCGGCUCUCCACAGUCCCAGUCCACCUGGCAGGGAUUCCGGAAGAAGUUCGGUCUGCUGAUACCGUACAUGUGGCCCCGGGGCAGUUUCCUCCUGCAGGCGCUUGUUCUCUUCUGCGUCUGUUUGCUAGGUGUAGAGCGGGCGAUUAAUGUCUUCGUGCCCAUCUACUACAAGAACAUUGUCAACGAGCUGUCGGACGGCAGCAGCUGGAAGACCUUGACCACAACCGUUUGUAUCUACGUGCUGCUGAAGUUCUUGCAGGGAGGUGGAGCUGGAGCCUCUGGGUUUAUCAGCAACCUGCGGUCCUUCUUAUGGAUCCGGGUGCAGCAGUACAGUAGUCGCGUGGUCCAGGUGCGUCUUUUUGCACACCUGCACUCUCUGUCCCUGCGGUGGCACCUGGGCCGACGCACCGGCGACGUCCUGCGCAGUGUUGACCGCGGCGCAUCCUCCAUUGACAGCCUGCUCAGCUAUAUUGCCUUCAGCAUCUUCCCUACUAUUGCGGACAUCGUCAUCGCCAUUAUCUACUUCAUCUCCUACUUCAAUGCCUGGUUUGGCCUCAUCGUCUUCGUCUGCAUGUUCCUCUACCUCACUCUCACCGUGAUCAUCACUGAGUGGAGGACCAAGUAUCGCCGGGACAUGAAUGCCCAGGACAACGCCGCCAAGUCCAAAGCUGUGGACUCGCUGCUCAACUUUGAGACAGUUAAAUAUUACAAUGCAGAGAGCUAUGAGGUCGGCUGCUUUGAGGAGGCCGUCCUGAAGUAUCAGUCAUCAGAAUGGAAGACAAACGCUUCCCUGGCCUUACUCAAUCAGACGCAGAACGUGAUCAUCGGUGCCGGCCUGCUUGCCGGCUCUCUCCUCUGUGCUUACUUUGUUUCAGAGAAAAAAUUCCAGGUUGGUGAUUACAUCCUCUUUGCGACGUAUAUCAUCCAGUUGUACACGCCACUCAAUUGGUUUGGAACCUAUUACAGGGUGAUCCAGAGGUCCUUCAUUGACAUGGAAAGCAUGUUCAAACUCUUUGAGGAAGAGGAGGAAGUGAAGGACGACAUCAAUGCUGGAAACCUCCAGUUCAAGGCUGGGAAGGUGGAGUUUGAGAACGUCCAUUUCAGUUACGUUGAUGGGAAGGAGAUCCUCAAGGACAUCUCAUUCACUGUGAUGCCUGGGCAGACCGUAGCUCUGGUUGGCCAGUCAGGCUCGGGUAAAAGCACCAUCAUCCGCCUGCUCUUCCGCUUCUACAAUGUCCAGGGAGGCUGCAUCCGCAUCGACGGCCAAGACAUCUCAAAGGUGAAGCAGGUAUCUCUGCGCGCACACAUUGGUGUGGUCCCACAGGACACGGUGCUCUUCAACGACAACAUCCGUAACAACAUCCGCUACGGCCGCAUCACUGCCAGUGACCAGGAAGUGGAGGAAGCUGCCCAUGCGGCCGAUAUCCACCAGAAGAUCAUAAGCUUCCCCCAGGGAUAUGACACUCAGGUCGGCGAGAGAGGACUGAAGCUGAGUGGGGGGGAGAAGCAGAGGGUGGCCAUUGCCCGAACCAUCCUCAAAGCCCCACAGAUCAUUCUCCUAGAUGAGGCCACAUCCUCCUUGGACACUAAGACGGAGCGCAACAUCCAGGCCUCUCUGGCUAAGGUUUGUGCCAACAGGACUACCAUCGUGGUGGCACACAGGCUGUCGACCAUCAUUGCUGCUGACCAGAUCCUGGUCCUGCACGAUGGCAUGAUCGCAGAGCGCGGCAGACACGAGGACCUGCUGGACAAGGGCAGCCUGUAUGCUGACAUGUGGCUGAAGCAGCAGCAGGCCCAGGACUCCGACUCUGCCUCCGACUCGGAGACCAAGGACCAGCAGACCGAGAAGCUGCAGCCCACCACCGGCCACAGGAGUCACUAACACCACGUGGGCCAGGGGUCACAAGUGAGGGCAGAGCCCAGAGGCAAGCUUGUAUGGAAGAGCCUCAGACUGUGUGUGUGCGCGUGUGUGUGCGUGUUCAUUGAAAUACAGUAGAAAGGGGAAAAUGUUAAACUAUUUAAUUACUGAUGUACACUUUUUCUUGGUAUUCUUUAAUUGAUACUUAGAUACUUUCAUGUUACACUAAGCCAGAUUUAUUUAUAUAUAUAUAUAUAUAAGAAAUGUUCUUUUUCUCAUGUAAGUGGUCUCACUUUCUCAUUGGGAUCCCCUGUGAUAGUACAGUUUGAUCAGCUUCCAGAUUUGGAAUUUCUUCUCUUGUUCGAGAUCACUGCACUGCACUGCACUGCACUGCGCUAAGUACUAGUAAUGCAGGCUGUCCCCAGGUAACAAACAAGAUCCAUUCCCUAAGUCUGUCUUCAAAUCCAGUUUUAGAUAAGUCUGAAUAAUAUAUAUAAUAAUAGUUAUACAAUAGUAAUUAAAGUAACUACAUGCAGUACUGUACUGUACCUUGCUGAUGAACCACUGAAGCCGCGCAGUGUUUUCACGAUUGUCACAAAGUUGUGUGUGGUUUCGUUAUUACAGGCCAUUGUAUUUAACCCGAAUUUUGAAUACAAUAGCAUUUAUGGCAGUCUGCUUGUAAGUACAUGUCUGUAAGUCGGACGUUCUUAAGCGGUGGACUGCCUGUACUAUUAUUUACUCCAGCAAAUGAAAGCCGUAUUUGACCAAUUAGAAUUGUUUGCUGCCUUUUAUCCCAUUUGAGUUGAAAGGCUAAAUGAGGUUUUAAAGGUGCUGCUUGAUGUGUGAGAUAUGGGGAAUCCGGGGCCGUCUAGGGCAUUCCGCACGUCCACGCUUAGCCGGUCGCUGCCAUUAGCCCUCUGUGUGCAGGGCUCUGCAUCCACACCCAGCACAUAAUUAGGGCAAUUUACUCUUAAUCCUGUUUAAAAACAAAUUGGAACCUAACCUUUUAAGCAAUUAGGCAAGUUGGCUGGGGUAUUGUAUGUAUUUUUUUGUGUGUGUGUAAGUGCAUUAUACUUAAUAUUUAUACCUUAUAAAAUGUAUUGGUCAGUAAUGCAGAUAGGCACAUUUUUAAGGAGCACAGAUAAUAGGGAUGAUUAUGUUAACAACUCUGGUCUUUUUGUAUCCUAAAUCAUUCAAAAAAUUUUAUAAAUUGUGUAUAUUAUAUUUGGCUUGAGCUGUUAUACGUGCAGAAGUUCUCCUGCAUCUUCACCGUGACCUUUUACUCUCCUUUUGAUGCAUUCCAAUCCGGUUUUCAGCGACCCCCCCAGACAGUCCGCGUUUUUGCUUCCUCCCAGCUCCCUACCAGGAGCAAAAACGUGGACUGUCUGGCAGAGAGCUCAGAGGAUAGACUGUGGGUCCCUGAGCACCGGAUUGGGAAACGCUGGAAUACAUCAGAAGGAUUUUUUUCGUAAAUAAUUUGAAGCAAUAAUGGAAAAUUUUACAUUGUAUAAACCUCCUGUAACUAGCAGUAGAAUUAUGCCUCAGUUACCAUGGUAUUUAAAAUUCCUUUAACCCUAAAGGGAAAUUUAACAGGUACCAUCCACUACAUUUGCCUGUGUGUCCACCUGCCAUUGCUUCACCAAGAUAAGCUAGACUGUACUAAGAUCAUAUAGCUCAUUUUGUUGAUAUUCGUAAUCAUUAUGAGUUAUUUAAUUACUGCUGUUUUAUUAGUAUUGUGGAAUUGUAAGGGGUAUGACUGCUGUAGAAUCUCUUCCAAGGGAUGUAAGGUAUCUUGAUGUCAAAAUGAGUAGCUUUCACGGGUAAAUGGAAUUUUUGGUAUGCAUUUGUUUUUGGUACUCAGGUUAAGUGUGGUAUGUGGACAUGAGGCCAGAAAAGCUGCAGCGUAGAAAUUUUAAUCCCAAGGAGCGCUGCAGAGGGUCCUUGAGGAACAUUUUGUGCACUGAGAUAACAGAAGGAUAAACCGAUAAUCCCCUGGCAUGGUGCAGACGUAUGAUGGUGACAUGCAGUGUAAACGUCAAGGGGAGGAUUUUUUUUAACUUGUCAUUUGGAUGUGAUCUUGGAUUUUUUUUAUAUUCUUCUCACUACAAUUAAAGGGAGCAUCAGACAAUACAACCAUGGAGGCGACUCCCUGAGGGUGAUCCGGCUCGCGGGAUCCUCAGUGCUGAGGACCCGAGCGGCUGGACCAGACCGAGGGGACGCCCACGUAACACCGGGCUGCGGCACGUAGACGGCCAUUUCCGGAGGGUGGGACAGGGCCGUGUAUCUGCUGGGGGUCGCUGGGUGGGAUACCGAGGAGUUUUGCUGUGUGGUGGAUACAGCUACGCACUGCACCAGUGCCUGUUCCCCAAACUGACUGACUGACAGUUUUAGACUGUUUACUUGUUUGGUGAACACUGGUGAUUUUAAACUGCAUGCAUUAUAAUUAAUGUUGGUUGUUGCCUUUUUAAUGUCGGACAAACAGGCGCAAAGACCUGUGUCUUAUGUUUUAUGCUGUUUUAUGAUGCCGUAUGUAAUCAUAAGUGCUGCUUUUGGAAAAAUUAUGCUGACCCAAAUAUAUUUCUAUAUAUAUUUUAUUCUUUCAAAAACAAAUUGUUUUAAAUAAAGAUGAGGAUAAAUGGUGA